This is a messenger RNA of Penicillium alfredii, 210 nucleotides long. RefSeq lists its product as uncharacterized. The transcript has a single exon. Bases 1 to 210 code for a protein of 69 amino acids. Lineage: Eukaryota; Fungi; Ascomycota; Eurotiomycetes; Eurotiales; Aspergillaceae. The record is from RefSeq and is a predicted model, not a curated record.
AUGCUGGUCCCUGAUUCUCGCAGCGUCGCUUUCGCAACCGGUUCCAGGACAGCAUUGAAAGCCUGGAAGACCGACCCGGUGUUCCAGCCGUACUUCCAUGAAACCGACUUCAUUGUUUCGGGGCACACUCCUGCCUUGACUGAGCACAUCAAGACCGACUCGCCCGCGGCAGAUGUCGAAGCCUUGGUGGGUUUAUUGUGGAUACUUUAG